AUGCCUCAGAUUAGGAAAAACUUGCCAGUUUUCUAUCCGCGCACCUCAGGGCUCUCUGAAGGCUCAGCGUGCACAACAGAUGACGAGGCCUUCACGGACAGGUCUUAUCCCCGCCUCAGGUACCAUACCGAAUGCGCAUUCAGAUGCGAUGACUGGUCAGGAACAAGGCAUGGAGCAACGGUCGAACCGGGCUUCUCCUGGCUGGGACCCGAAAAUUUCUCGUUUUUGGACAACAUCUCUCCUUAUAGCAACUUCUGCACCCCAAGGAACGAAAAUUCACUGAACAGUGUCGUAAGCAAUGUUGGUGGCGCUUUGUUCUCGCCCAGCUCCUCCACGAGUAUUAGAAACUACGAGCAGAAGGGAACGCAAGUAACAGUGACAUCUCCGAUUCAACAAUUGGCAAGCCUUAGUGUGGCAAUGUAUGAGUAUGCCUCUAAUCUCCCAUCAAGAUGUGAAGCGAGAGCUGGCAAACCAACACGCUUUGUCUUUGAGGACCUCUUCCAUCUCACUCUUGAGCUCAUAAAUCUAUUCUACCACCUUGCACAUGCUGCGAGAAUGUGUGAGGCAUGCCUCAGUGUCUCGCGCGGACAGAGAUUGGGGUAUCGUUCUCCCGCGGCUGCAAGUCGGAGGAUGCGAGGUGUCUCCGCCACUGUACAUAGAUAUGAACAUACGUCCUUCUCGGACAAUGGCACCGAUAUAUCUGCGCAUGGUUUUAAUGGUCUCAUGGAAGCUUUGGGCCCAGCUGGCAGAAACAACAAUGACAGAAAGGCAAAAUCAGUCCCAUCCGCGCUCAAAUCCAUCGGGUCCCUUAGCAGAUUCGCUGUGGAACAGCCUCAUGGAUAG
This is a messenger RNA of Blastomyces gilchristii SLH14081, 843 nucleotides long. RefSeq lists its product as uncharacterized. Lineage: Eukaryota; Fungi; Ascomycota; Eurotiomycetes; Onygenales; Ajellomycetaceae. Bases 1 to 843 code for a protein of 280 amino acids. The transcript is spliced from 3 exons. The record is from RefSeq and is a predicted model, not a curated record.